Molecule: messenger RNA, 1588 nt
Organism: Hyposmocoma kahamanoa
Lineage: Eukaryota; Metazoa; Arthropoda; Insecta; Lepidoptera; Cosmopterigidae
Product: spliceosome-associated protein CWC27 homolog
Exons: 10
Coding region: 95-1573 (492 amino acids)
Biological process (GO): protein folding; protein peptidyl-prolyl isomerization
Cellular component (GO): catalytic step 2 spliceosome
Molecular function (GO): peptidyl-prolyl cis-trans isomerase activity
Source: RefSeq, a predicted model, not a curated record
AAAAUGCUUUAAAAUAAAAAUGUUUAUGUGAUUUAAUGUGUGAAUUACCAAGCAAUGUGUAUUUUUGAGCUGAGUGAAUAGUUUUUGAUUCAAUAUGAGUAACAUUUACAUUCAAGAACCGCCUGCUUUGGGCAAGGUGUUACUGAAAACAAGUGGUGGAGAAAUCGAUAUAGAAUUAUGGACAAAAGAGGCCCCAAAAGCUUGCAGGAACUUUAUCCAGUUGUGUAUGGAAGGAUAUUACAAUGGUACUAUAUUCCACAGAGUGGUGCCUGGUUUUAUAGUGCAAGGUGGUGACCCGAAUGGUGAUGGCACUGGCGGAGAUUCUAUCUAUGGUGUACCAUUCAAGGAUGAGUUCCACUCUCGCCUUCGAUUCAAUCGUCGCGGUUUGGUGGCAAUGGCAAACGCAGGCAAAGAUGACAACGGGUCACAAUUCUUCUUCACUCUAGCUGCCACUCCUGAGCUGCAGAACAAGCACACCAUCUUUGGAAAGGUCACUGGCGAAACAAUUUACAACGUCCUCAAAUUAGCCGAGGGUUUAAUAGGACCAGAUGAUCGUCCAGACCAUCCUCACAAAAUAACAAGUACCACUGUACUUAUUAACCCGUUCACUGAUAUUGUGCCAAGAGUGGCUGAGAGGGUUGCUGAAGAGCCUGUUAAGAAAAAGAAGAAAGAACGGCAGGGUGUUAAAAAUUUCGGUCUGCUGUCAUUCGGUGAAGAAGCGGAAGAAGACGAGGGUGAAGCCCUGGAAUACAGAUCCAAACCAAAAUCAUCACACGACCUGCUGGAAGAUCCUAGGCUUAGUAAAAAGACUGCUGCAGAACUAGAACAAGAGGAAGAAUCCCAAAAAGCAGGACUAUCAGACUCUGAAAUUCAAAAGAGAAAAGAAGAAACAGCGUCAGCUGUGAACAGCAUCAGGGAUAAACUCAAAAAGAGAGACAAGAGUGUUGAAAAAGAAGGAGAUAGUCCUGAGAGUAAAAGACGAAAGAGUGAAAACGAUGAAGACGGCGAUGACGGUGAAUAUUAUAUUGGAAAGGAGAGAGACAUACAAAGGCAGAAAGAGAGAGACCGUAUUCGCAAUGAAAUUAAACAACUCAAGAAGGAGAUGAAAGGAUCUAAACAAGAAUCAGAAAAAGACAAGCAAGACAUUCCACAGAAAGACAACAAGUUAGAAGAGGACAACGAGAUGUACAAACAGUAUAUAGAAGAGCAGGACAAGUAUAGGAAGAUGAAGGAGAAGCUACCAAAGAAGGGAGCUGCUAGAGAAAACUUCACUCUUGAACUCCUGGAGAAGUUCAAGAGUAAACUUCACGCUAUCAAAGAGAAGACUCAGACUGGAGACCCGGAGACUAGUAAAGCGGCUGGUGAGGAGACCAGCACAAGUGAAGAUAUCAAGGACGAUGACAAUCUAAAUACUGACGAGUGGUUGGGCCAUACUCUCCGCUUCGAAGAGAAGGGCGCUGUGCUGGCAAAGGACGCCUCGACGAAGGGAGACGACUGGUUUGAUAUCUACGACCCAAGGAACCCUAUUAAUAAGAGGAAGAGAGAGAACUCUGAUAAGAAAACUAAAAAAUAAAUAGUUUUUUUUCAA